CACACACACACACACACACACACACACACACACACUCACACACACACACACACACACACACAGUCUUUUCCGGCGUGACUGCAGAAGAAGAUGCUUCUCGUGUUAGUUUUGCUGCAUUUAAUCUCGAUGAUUUUAUAUGGUGUGUUUGGUGCUGAUACAGAUAAAGUGAAGUCAGUGUCAGUGAUGGAGGGUGAUUCUGUCACUUUACACACUGAUCUUACGGAAAUACAAGAUGAUGAUCUGAUAGAGUGGAUGUUUGGAGCUCAGAAUCCAGAUACUGUUAUAGCAGAAAUCAACAGAGAAGCAAAUAUGACCUUUUUAAACAUGGAUCAGUUCAGAGGGAGACUGCAGAUGAAUCAUAAAACUGGAGAUCUCACCAUCACAAACAUCAGAACCACAGACACUGGACUUUAUAAAGUAGAGUUCAUCAUAAAUACAAUGCCAUUCUAUAUAUUCAGUGUUACUGUUUAUGCUCUGCCUGUUCCCGUCAUCAUCAGAGACUCUUCUCAGUGUUCUUCAAGAUCUAAAUGUGUGUUGGUGUGUUCAGUGGUGAAUGUGACACAGGUGACUCUCUCCUGGUACAAAGGAAACAGUUUAUUCUCCUCCAUCAGUGUGUCUGAUCUCAACAGCAGUCUCUCUCUACCUCUGGAGGUGGAAUAUCAGGAUAACAACAUCUACAGCUGUGUGCUCAACAAUCACAUCAGAAACCAGACGAAACAUCUCAACAUUACUGAUGUCUGUCAGCCGUGUUCUUUAGAAGUCUCUAUAUCUCUGAUAGUGCUGAUUUCUGCUGCUGCUGGAACUCUGUUGAUUGUGCUUGUAGUUUUGGUGUUCUGCAUCAGCAGGAAAUGUAGAAAAACAUAUCAAGAGGGCAAGUGCACUGCAGUUCAGACUCGUGAAGAAGAGAUAAUGUAUGCGGAUCCAACAUUCUACAACAGAAAAUCUCAGAAAGCAAAAGUUAAAGAGGAGGAUGAGGUGGUGUACACAGGCUUAACUAUGAGAUGAUAAUCAAACACUCUUGAUUCUUUUCUGAUAACAUUUGAUCUGUUUUUCCUCAGUAUUACUUUUUAAAUAAGCUUUUUGUGAC
This is a messenger RNA of Myxocyprinus asiaticus (Chinese sucker), 1087 nucleotides long. Its product is annotated as hepatocyte cell adhesion molecule-like. The coding region runs from base 91 to 1005 and encodes 304 amino acids. Lineage: Eukaryota; Metazoa; Chordata; Actinopteri; Cypriniformes; Catostomidae. The transcript is spliced from 6 exons. The record is from RefSeq and is a predicted model, not a curated record.